AUGUGCCGUUCCACAGUGCGACGCUUGGGCUAUUUCGUUCCAUUUGCUGUUCUCGCAGGAGUAACAACGACUAUCGCUUGUGGCCUUAUAUCAACCUGGAACCCCGACACUCCGCCCGCAAUUUGGAUCAUUUACCAGAUGUUAUACGGUCUGCGAGGGAUGGGGCUCCAGAUGGGGAUUAUCGCUUGCCAAAGCGCUGUGACUUCAGCCGAGAGUCCUAGUGUGAUCGCAUUUUUGUUCUUCGCAGAGAAUCUAGUAUCGGCCGUCUUCACCAUCGCAGGCGGCGCUGUCUUUACGCAGACUCUUCAACGGCGAGUUGCAAUCUUAGCACCAUCGGUGAGCCCCAGGGCAGCGCUGGCCUCGGGCGGUGGUGCGGAAGCGGUGCGGUCCCUACUACCGUCUGGUAGUCCAGAGCUGCCUGGGCUACUACUUGCAUUCUCCGACGCUGUCAUCGCAGUCUACUACUUGUUGAUGUCACUGGGCGUGGUAUCCUUUGGUCUGGCAUGGGCCAUGGGUUGGGUGGACAUCCGGAAGAAGACGGCCAGAGAGAACGAGCUGCGACAAGAUUGA
Messenger RNA from Fulvia fulva, 570 nucleotides. Its product is annotated as MFS-type transporter calB. Gene Ontology annotation, molecular function: transmembrane transporter activity. The transcript has 2 exons. The record is from RefSeq and is a predicted model, not a curated record. The coding region runs from base 1 to 570 and encodes 189 amino acids. Gene Ontology annotation, biological process: transmembrane transport. Lineage: Eukaryota; Fungi; Ascomycota; Dothideomycetes; Mycosphaerellales; Mycosphaerellaceae.